AUGGAGAACCACGACCAUGGUGCUUUACUACUAACCCAAACAAGCGGUGGGAAUACUGCAAUGUUCCACGCUGCAGUGAGUGCUGAAGUUUUAAUGCCUUUAUAUUUAUUGCCUCUAAUCCUCCUCCAUCACCACCGGGAUUGCAGUGUUUGUCUGGGGAUGGUGAGUCAUAUCGAGGAAAUAUCGCUGUCACAGCAUCAGGAAAGACUUGUCAGGCUUGGAGCACCCAGGAACCCCACGCCCAUUCCAGAACCCCAGAGAACUACCCCUGCAAGGGACUGGAAAAGAAUUACUGCAGAAAUCCAGAUGAUGACAAAAGCCCAUGGUGUUAUACUACAGAUCCUAGUCUACGAUGGGAGUAUUGUAACCUGA
This is a messenger RNA of Staurois parvus, 372 nucleotides long. The record is from the annotation of a GenBank genome assembly. NCBI's taxonomy places the organism in Eukaryota, Metazoa, Chordata, Amphibia, Anura, Ranidae.